GGGUUUACGACAGUUGUUUCUUCUGGACGUUUCGGUGUGUUUAGUAGGGAAGGUUGCUGGUGUGAGACGACGUUUUGACUGUAAUAAUUAGUAAACGCUUUAUCCUGGUGAGGUUGACGGUGGAUCCAAAGUCUAUCCCGGGAACGCUGGGUACCAGUAACCCCGCCUUCCUGGUGUCACGCCCUCAGAGAUGGACCCGGUUGUGCUGAGUUAUCAGGACAGCUUGCUGAGGCGCUCGGACGUUUCCUUGCUGGAAGGCCCCCACUGGCUCAACGACCAGGUGAUCGGUUUUGCCUUUGAGUACUUCGCUGUGGAACGCUUUAAGAGCCUGGGUGAUGCCGUGGGCUUCAUCAGCCCCGAGGUCACCCAGUUCAUCAAGUGCGCGUCAUGCCAGGAGGAACUCGCUGUCUUCUUGGAGCCACUGAGGCUCGAGUCACGUCGCUGGGUCUUCCUAGCGGUCAAUGAUAACUCUAACCAGGCAGCCGGUGGCUCACACUGGAGCCUGCUGCUUUACCAGCGUGACUCGGGUCAUUUCUCACACUACGACUCGCAGAGCGGAGGCAAUGCCACACACGCUCGGCGCAUCGCCGCCAAGCUCCAGGCUUUCCUCGGCACCGGGACUGACGUGCCCUUUGUGGAAGAGCCAUGCCCCUUGCAGCAGAACAGCUACGACUGCGGCAUGUACGUCAUCUGUAACACCGAGGCGCUGUGCGAAAGCGCUCGAGUCGGAGGCUGCGCUCGACUUCCGUCCAACACCAUCACGCCCACGUAUAUCACCAGGAAGCGGACAGAAUGGCACUCGCUGAUUCAAAGACUAGCAAAGGACUAGAACGAGCUCCAUCUUCAGACAUGUCGCUCACAAAUAAAGUCGGUACUUGCAGCAAUCCGAAUUCAGCUCAACACCAGUCAGUAGUUACAGAUUUAAUCAGCAUGCGUUACUAAUUAGAAGAAACUCAACUACGCAUGUGCUACGCUGAUUCUCUGACCAUUUAUCAGGGUUUACUGUAUUAUCAUUAUGUCAGGAAUAAGGCACUUAGAGUUGUGCGAUUGUAGGAAAAUAAUCAACUAAACUCUGCUUCUGUUUUUAUUUUCCCAGAACAGCACAUUCUCUGAAAAGUUUUAUUCCUCUUAUACCACAGCAAUUUGCCAACCUUGUUGUAAUUAAUUAAAUAAUGACACGUCUUUAUCCGUUUAUACACUCACCGGCCACUUUAUUAGGAAUACCCAUCCACCUGUUCGAUGCAGGUCUCGAAUCAGCCGAUCCCUUGACAGCAGUACGGCGCAUCAAAUCAUACAGAUACAAACCAAGCGCUUCAGUUAACCUUCACAAUGUUCACACAUCAGAACGGGAAAAAUUGCGAUCUCAAAGUGUGACUUUCUUUCACUGUGGCAUGGGUUGGUUUGAGUGAGAAUUUCAGAAACUGCUGAUCUCCUGAGGUUUUCACGCACAAACAACAGUCUUUAGAGUUUACACAGAAUGGUGCGAAAAACAAAAAACAUCGAGUGAGCGAAAGUUUUCUGGGUGGAAACAAACGCCUUGUUGAUAAGAGAGGUCAGAGGAAAAUGGCCAGCUUGGUUCGAGCUUUUUUUUUUGCCAGGAAAGAUAUAGUAACUCGUAGCAACUCUUGACAACCGUGGUGAGCUGAAAAGCAUCUCAGCACGCAACAGGAAAAUAGAAGACCACAGUUGACUUGCUAACUUUAGGACUGCAGUCGUCAUGAACAGUUUUGCACUCAAGUUUCCAUCAGCGAAGAGUUUAUAACGUCAACGAAACUGACUUCAUGUUAAAACUGUUAAUGUUAUAGUCAUGCUGUCUGCUGUUGCCCAAAUGAGGAUGGGUUCCCUUUUGAGUCUGGUUCCUCUCGAGGUUUCUUCCUCAUGUCGUCUGAGGGAGUUUUUCCUUGCCACCGUCGCCACAGGCUUGCUCAUUGGGGAUAGAUUAGGGAUAAAAUUAGCUCAUGUUUUAAGUCGUUCAAAUUCUGUAAAGCUGCUUUGCGACAAUGUUUAUUGUUUAAAAGCGCUAUACAAAUAAACCUGACUUGACUUGACAUUGGGUUCCACUUCUGCAGCCAAGAACAGGAAGCUUAGAAUUCAAGAGCAAGUUUGUAUUAAAGUGGCCGGUGAGUGUAGAUAUGUUGUGGAAUGACUGGAAAACAAGUUCCUGUCCUCAUUUAUAUUAUAGUAGCUUGUACUACAGCGUGGUUGAAUUCUCCAAUCAGAAGGUGAUGAUUGAUUUUUUUCCAGUGUUCCCGAAAAGCUUUCCGUGGUGAGCAGAAUCAGUCAUAUUGUCUGACGUUGGGCAGAUCUACCGUAUGUCAGACAUUUUCAGACCUUGUCAGACAAUUUUAGCUUUGUGUAAAAUGAAUGAAAACAAGCAAGAAAAUCAAGGACCAUUAUUUAUUCCACAACGUCCUAUUCGACAAUGUCCUUUCCAGCACAUUGAAACGGUCAGUUACUGAUGAUAUUUUUUUUUUGUAUCAGUUUAUCAUUGAACACAUCAAAGCUCAUUUCUGAAUUCCUCAAGCAGACGGUUGUUCGUUUCCUCAUCCUGCUCGUCAAAGCUCUCAUAGCCUGCAUCAAGAUCAGAACCAGAAUCCUGCUCAUAACACUCAUCCAAGGUCAGCAAAUAUGGCGCGAAUGCAUUCGGACAGCAUAUCGAUCGAUAACGUAUUUUCUCAAUGAACUAAGUAGGUGGCUGCGAGAAAACUCUGCACCAUUGAUGUGUAUUUAAGGUAUGCGAAACCGCGUAGAGACAUCGAUGCAUGGAGUAUUAGAACUUUGUUUAUUAAGUUCAGGGGCUUCAAAGUUUGGGAGAAUAGCAGGGUACAAAUAAUUUACAGCAGGGUGCAAAAUGGUAAAAUGUCUGCCAGCGGCAGACAUAAUGCACGCAAAGCGUGCAGGGAUGGAUAGAUGGAUGGAUGGAUAGAUAGAUAGAUAGAUAGAUAGAUAGAUAGAUAGAUAGAUAGAUAGAUAGAUAGAUAGAUAGAUAGAUAGAUAGAUAGAUAGAUAGAUAUGCAAGUACGAAUUUUUCAUGGGGCGGGAUGGUUUGGAACAGGCCAUCUAAAAUUGGGAUAACAUUUACCCGGGACGGGUAUUUGAGGCGGGUCGUCUAGCUUAAGCUUGAUUAGCGUUGUUACGCACGCCAGUGUUUCCCACAGAAAUUUUGGAGACUAUGGGGGCAAGCCAUGGGGGAGGCGUGGGGGUUGUUUAAAAUUGAGUGAUAUGUUAAAUAUUAAGUUAUUACUGAAAAACUAUUGAUUAAAAAAAACAGACACUGAGAAAUGGUCCUAUAAACAACUUUACCAAUAUAAAAGAUUACCAGGACUACAAAAAUGCAGAAAAAUAGGCUUUACUUAUCCAAAUGCUCCUGUUGGUUCAAAAGUUAAAGUGCAGAGAACCUCACAGCACAACAUGAAGUUACCUUCAAAUAUAAUAUAAAUGCCUCAGCUUUCAUGUAAGAAAAAAAAACUAUUAAUACUAGUACUGUGUGCAGGCAGUCUCUCCUGAAGACUAAAUUAAACAAUAAUUAUAAACUAAUAAAAUAAAUGGCUCAGGCUUCAUAGAAGAAAAAAAACAAUUUGAACAGAAUCUCACAGUAUGAUGCUGAAGCUGCCUAAACAAUGGAAAAUAAAAUACCAUUUUGGCAAAAACGUUGGCAUCCAUUAAUUUCUUGUAUUAAGUAAAAAACAUAUGUUGCCAGAUACUGCUGACGUUUUACAGCCCAAAAUAUGUUCAAAACCCGCCAAAAUGCACUUAAAACCGCCCAAAUUGGGCGGGAAACCGCGCAAUCUGGCAACACAGGCGGCAGUAAUGGCUGCACUCGUGUCAAGGAUGUAAACACAGUUGACGCGGCAACGGACAUACAUGACAUAGUGGAUGUAAUUUACGUUCACAAUUUUUUUUGCUGUCAGAAAUAUUUAAUAUUAAAUUUUGUGACUCGACUGACAAUAGCCGGCGGCAUAACAAGCCAUAGCCGGCGAUUUGCCGCCGGUGACCGGCUACUUUUGAGACCGCUGAAGUUGCGAUAAAUACGAUAUUUGUGAAUGGUUUUUUUUUUCUCACGUUAAAUUCAGGCAUGUUUUAGAUUUGGAUGUUUAUAUUUGUAAUUACAAUAGCUAUCGGUCAGGUUGACUGACGUUUGUUAAUUACGUAGGACAACUGAAUUUUUCGUCUGUCAUGACUGGUGUCCGACGAUAUUUCGGGAACACCGAUUUUUUGAUCACAGCAGCUCUGACGGUAGUUCCAGCUGUAACAGAAAACAGGUUUUUAAUAAUGUGCUCACUCUGGUAUAUUAUUGUUUCUAUAGUAACAUCUCAUAGAUGGGUAGAAGCUGGGAUGGAUGGAUGGAUGGAUUGAUUUUAUUUAUUGGUUGGUUGAACAUUUAACAAUUUUUUUGAAAGGAGAUACUGUAUGUAUUUAAUAUUUUUACGAACAGAACUUCAGGACAGAGACAUUUGCACUUUUUUUUUUUUUUUUGGUCUCAUUCAAGAGAAGGGGCAGCAUGGUGGUGUAGUGGUUAGCAUUGUCGCCUCAGAGCAAGAAGGUUCUGGGUUCGAGCCCAGUGGCCGACGAGGACCUUUCUGUGCGGCGUUUGCAUGUUCUCCCCGUGUCCCCAAAGACAUGCAGGUUAGGUUAAUUGGUGGCUCUAAAUUGACCAUAGGUGUGAAUGUGAGUGUGAAUGGUUGUGUGUCUCUAUGUACCAGCCCUGCGACGAUCUGGUGACUUGUCCAGGGUGUACCCCGCCUCUCACCCAUAGUCAUUUGGGAUAGGCUCCAGCUUGCCCGCAAUCCUGCACAGGAUAAUGGAUGGAACUUUAAGAGAGAGAAUCACAGGAGAGACUGGUGAAGGAAAGGGGGAAAGUGUGUUUAUACCUGCUGUAAUAUAAGUGUUAACAGGAACUCGCUCCGUUUCCGUAGCCCUCGGCCUCUCGCCUAUUACAUAGCUAGGGUUACAGUGGGGCGCUGGUCCUCUGGUAACCGCGAGAGUUUGACUCCCCACUCGCAUCUGUAUUGCAGCGUGCGUUGCCAGACGGCAGUAGGUACCAUUUUUAUGAUGGUCUUUGGUAUGACCCAACCGUGAGUAGAACUCACGAUCUCCCGAUCGAGAGGCGGACACGCUAGCCAACUCGCGGUACAACAGGAACUCGCUUGGUUCAAAGUUGUUCCAUAAUAUUAAAAAUGUAUUAAGUUUAUUAACUAUUUUUUUAACACAAACAAUUUUUCUUACCCCUUAUUAGCACUAUUUAAUUUUUUUGAAUAGACAUUUUUCAUAAGUUGUUUUUUUUUUUUUUAAUAAAAUAGUUUGGGAGCACUGGCAACCUGAAAUAACCCUCAAUAGCUAAAAAUGCCAGGUUGUCCGCUUUAAGGAAAGUGUUUGCUAUCUAAUGCCGCUUUUCCACUACAAACGCGGCUGAGCCGUGCCGUGCUGAUUCGAGCUGAGUGGGGCUGUUGGAGUUGCAUUUCGACUACACCCGCGCUGAACCGUGCUGGCUGGAAGUGGGUGGACACAUUGGGUGGAGUUAGCGAAAGUGGGUGGACGUCACGUGAUGUCGUUAAGCGGCGCAAACAGUGACAUCAGUGAACUUUUAAGCGGUAGUCUCACGACCCGAAUAGUAAACAAUAAACAUGGAGGACAUGGAGUCGUUAGUGUUGCUGGUCUUGGUGCUGUGUGUGGCUUGUUGUCACCGACAACGCCAACAGAUACUGGCAAGAGCGUAUAGAUGAGGCGAGGCGCAUAAGGCUUCAGAAAUUCUCGUAAUUCCUAAUUAUUAUUCUUCCGGGUUUACGGUGUUUACAGAUCCCAGCGUGCUCGCGGGGCAUGUGUGGGCAUGCGAGGACACUCCUUCUCACCAAUCAGUGCACAGGGGAGUGUCUGCUCACGCCCCCAGCCUCACUCGGCUCGCUUUGGCUCGCUUCAGCCCCACUCCAAAACGGUGCGAGUUUUAGGGGCUAAGCAGGGCUGAAGCGAGCCGAGUCGUGCUGUUUUUUGGUAGUCGAAACGCGAGCCGUGUCGGGCUGAAGUGAGCUGAAAAAGGGUAGUGGAAAAGGGCCAUAAGGUCAGCAUUUACACACUUUUCACAUAAAACACAAAAACGAGACAUACUACGAAGAAAAAAAAAAUCAAAUAAGCUUUGCAAAACAGUGGUAUUAUCUGAAUGUGCAUUCAUGUAAAGAAUGAACUAGUAGCUGUGAAGAAAGUUUUGUUUAAACGGAGAAAAUGAUCCAUAUUUGAUAACAUCGAUACCGUGCCAGACUACGAGGGCUUGGAAAGGAAUAUUAAAUUUUCCGUAAUUUUUCUCGCUUUAGGAAGAUAGUACGACUGUUUUGCAGCAUGCCUUGUGUUACAGGUGUGACUCUUAUCUACUUUAGUGGAAAAAGUUUGGAAUACCGAAGGUAACAAUCAAUAAUGAAAUUUAUACUUAAAAAUGCCAAUGAGGAAGGUGACUAGAUCAUGAAACUUUAAUUAUAUCCAUAGACUUGAAAAGAGGGCUAGAAUGUUGGUCAAAGCUUGAAAAUGAAAUCACAAGGACAGCUUUUUGUAGUUAAAAUCGUAAUUGUUGGCAAAUCACUGUGGUAUGAGCACAACAGCGAUUGUCAUGGCCUGUGUCUUAUUCUGUACUUAAAAUGUACAUUAUGACCCCCAUCAUCAGCCCCUCGCUCCAGGUUCUUCAAAAAUUCUAGAGGGGUCCUACGAGGAACACUUCCUCAUAGAAGUUUGGGUUUUUUUCCCCCACCAUAGAAUGUAAGGGUUCUCCUACAGGUAUAAAACUGAUCAUAUUUUACAGAUGCACAUAUGAUUGUUUGUUGACUGACAAACACUUGCGAGCUUUUCCGUUUCGACAAAUAGGACACGACGGUGCUAAUGUGAGUUUACCAAUCCACAAUGACGCCAAUCUGUGUCAAGUGCAAUCAUCAGACCACACACACACACGGUUUUUAAUUCACACAUCCACAUGAUGGAGGAAACUUGAAAUAACUUCAGCACAAGUGAAUGUAGAAGAUGAAAUGAGAUGAAUGUGACGAGACUUGUUUACGAGACUUUUCGCUCAGGGUUAUUUUAAGCUGAAAAUGAUUGAGAAAGAAUGUGGACCGUUUUAGAAAAAUGUGAGGUUAUUCCUUGUGCUAGUUUCUUACUGGGAGGACAGGGACUGUUCUCAUUUUUAAAACAUUUCCCUGCUGUGAUUGUGUACGUGUGUGAGUGCGAGUAUAUUCAUUUUCAGAGCAGGCACAACGCUUUCUGACCUCACACCAGCCGAUGCAUGACGUUUGGACUUUCUCAUGAUUUUUUUUAUUUCAGUGAGUUGAAUAAGGAUCUGCUUGUUGAGCUCAUACAAUAAAGCAUUUUUUGCAUGUAAAGAAA
Molecule: messenger RNA, 7359 nt
Organism: Neoarius graeffei (lesser salmon catfish)
Lineage: Eukaryota; Metazoa; Chordata; Actinopteri; Siluriformes; Ariidae
Gene: senp8
Product: SUMO peptidase family member, NEDD8 specific
Exons: 3
Coding region: 191-829 (212 amino acids)
Biological process (GO): proteolysis
Molecular function (GO): cysteine-type peptidase activity; deNEDDylase activity
Source: RefSeq, a predicted model, not a curated record